Messenger RNA from Pangasianodon hypophthalmus (striped catfish), 1812 nucleotides. RefSeq names its product ATPase family AAA domain containing 1a (gene atad1a). Lineage: Eukaryota; Metazoa; Chordata; Actinopteri; Siluriformes; Pangasiidae. The coding region runs from base 223 to 1371 and encodes 382 amino acids. The record is from RefSeq and is a predicted model, not a curated record. The transcript has 12 exons. Gene Ontology annotation, cellular component: mitochondrial outer membrane. Gene Ontology annotation, molecular function: ATP hydrolysis activity; ATP binding.
UACACGGAGCGCUGACGGUGUGACACAAGAUGCGGAAGUUGCUGAGUGAUGCUUUGAAAUCGUAAGUUUUUAUUUUUGGAAUUAUCACAGCGCUCUCUGUUUGCUACAAUAUCUACAGGAAUAUUAGCCUUGAUACGGUUGUAAAGCUGGUUAUGCCGGAGAAGAGGUGGGAACUAAUCACUACACAGCAUUGCCACCGCUGAUGGUGUGGGCGGAGCUGACAUGUUGAUGGACAUCCCCCGGCACGCCCUGCUGCGGCCUCUGAGCCGUAACGAGGUGGUGGGCAUGUUGGUGAGACUCACCAUCUUCGGAGCAGCUACGUACUACAGCAUCAGAUGGGUGGUGGAGGCUCUGGACCCGACGCAGAGACAGAAAUCAAACGCUAAGAAGAGGGCAGAGCAGAUGAUGAGGAGGAUCGGGGUGGAGGGAGUGAGUCUGAAUGAGUAUGAGAUGAGCAUCGCUGCUCACCUGGUCGAUCCUCACAGUAUGAAGGUGACGUGGGGAGACGUUGCAGGUCUUGAUGACAUCAUCAGUGAGCUGCAAGACUCCGUCAUCCUGCCUUUUCAGAAACGACAUCUGUUCCGUGGAUCUAAACUUUUCCAGCCACCCAGAGGUGUGUUGUUAUACGGCCCACCUGGCUGUGGGAAAACUUUAAUCGCCAAGGCAACAGCCAAAGCCUCAGGCUGUCAGUUCAUCAACCUCCAGGCCUCCACCUUGACCGAUAAGUGGUACGGCGAAUCAGAGAAGCUCACCGCUGCUGUCUUCUCAUUGGCUGUUAAACUGCAGCCCUGCAUCAUCUUCAUCGAUGAAAUCGAUGCGUUUUUAAGGAGUCGCUCCAGUUUGGAUCACGAGGCCACGGCGAUAAUGAAAGCCCAGUUUAUGAGCCUGUGGGACGGACUGGAGACCAGCUCUGACACUCAGGUGAUGGUGAUGGGAGCCACUAACAGGCCGCAGGACGUGGACGCAGCAAUCCGGCGCAGAAUGCCAGCAACCUUCCACGUGGGACUUCCUAAUGCGGCUCAGAGGAAGGAGAUCCUUCACCUCAUCCUGUCCGGAGAAAACCUGAGUAAAGCGGUGAAUCUGAUGGAGAUAGCCGAGCAGACGGAGGGAUUUUCGGGCAGUGAUCUGAGGGAGGUGUGUCGCGACGCUGCUCUGUACCGAGUCAGAGAUUUCAUGCGCAAACAGCAGAUGAAACAAAUCACACAGCAGCUACGACUCGAACGCGAUGAAGAUGAAGAUGAAGAUGAGACAGCGGACAGUGUGUGUCUGAGGCCGAUCACUCAGCUCGACCUGCUGUUCGGACUGGAUAAGAUGAACGAGUCGAAACAGGCCACAGCUCCGGCUCACAUCAGUGACGUGUUUGUGGACUAAAACAUCAGGACAGUUCUUAACAGGUGUAAGCUGAGUGCAGGUGAGCAGAAGGUUGUGAGUUCACAUGCCAGCACUGACGGAGAGCCACUUAUUUUUGUUGCUAUUAUUAAAAUGUCUGCCAAAAGAAUACAUGUAAAUAAUAUUCAUUAAACAGAAUAACUUGUAUGUUUGUAUGACAUUAUUCUCACAACCCAGGCCAUUUUAUACAAUAUCUGUUUGGCUGAAAUAAUCUAUAGAACAAGAAUGAAUCGAUGUAUAUUAGUAUGUAUAAAUGUGUAUAUGAUUUGUUGCUGUAGAAGUUAAAAUUCUGUAAGAAAAGGUUUGUUGUUUUAUCAGAAAUGUUAAAUUCAGUGCUGUGAAAAUGUCUGUUUUAAAUGUUUGGAUGUUCAUUCAAAAAUAGUGAUUAAUAAACUGAUAUAAUAAACAACACAAUUCAUUCAU